AUGGAUAAGGAAGAUUUCCAUAGUUUUAUUUCAUUGACGAUUCAAGCUAUGUCUUCGACUAAGGCUAAGGACUCUGCUAAAUCUAUAAUUCCCAUCUUUGCUGCUACUCCCAAGAACUUCCGCAUUGGAGGAGAUGUUCUGCCUAAGAAGGAUCUCUCCCGAUUCCUGAAGUAG
Blastocystis hominis is the source of this 174-nucleotide messenger RNA. RefSeq lists its product as hypothetical. Lineage: Eukaryota; Bigyra; Opalinata; Blastocystidae. The transcript is spliced from 4 exons. The record is from RefSeq and is a predicted model, not a curated record. The coding region runs from base 1 to 174 and encodes 57 amino acids.